Molecule: messenger RNA, 737 nt
Organism: Linum trigynum
Lineage: Eukaryota; Viridiplantae; Streptophyta; Magnoliopsida; Malpighiales; Linaceae
Source: the annotation of a GenBank genome assembly
CAAGAGACACGGCCAUUGGGUCAUAUCUCGUGCGGUGAACACACACACAUGUGUGAUCCAUUACAUCCCAAGGCCAUCGACAGUUGAAAUCCAUGAUGGUUGUUGUGGCUAUCAAGAAUCUAAUUGAGCACGAUCCUGACCUGAAGGUGAAAGUCAUAAUCGCUGACAUUGCAAGUCGUUAUGGUUAUAUGAUUAACUAUAAGAAGGCGUGGCAUGGAAAGCAGAAAGCUCUGGCCGGCGUAUUUGGUGAUUGGGAAGAAUCAUAUGCAUUCCUUCCCAGGUUGAUUUUGGCAUUAGAAGCGUCUAAACCUGGCACUGUUUUCUCCCCUCGAUACCAAGAUGAAGAGAUACAAUCGCCGGAGCCAGGUAACAAACGCCAUUUCAGACGACUUUUCUGGGCAUUCAAGCCAUCUAUUGAUGGUUUUGGCUUUUGUGUCCCUGUGAUCCAAGUGGAUGGUACAUUCCUUACCGGCAAGUACAAGGGCACUCUCCUUAUUGCCAGUGGGGCGGAUGCAAAUAGACAAGUCUUUCCUUUAGCCUUCGCCAUUGUCGAGGGAGAGAAUGUUGAUAGCUAUGGAUAGUUUUUCCGGUAAAUUCAGCUCCACGUCACUAGGAGCAAUGCAGUCAAAAGCGCGAUUCUACCUAGAAGCGGAAAAUGGGUAAAAUCGUAAAGCGUAGAAUCAAAGCGUAAAAACGUAAGUUUUUGGCGCUAACUUUAAUAUAACGAAAAAUGUGUU